Messenger RNA from Prunus armeniaca (apricot), 954 nucleotides. The record is from the annotation of a GenBank genome assembly. Lineage: Eukaryota; Viridiplantae; Streptophyta; Magnoliopsida; Rosales; Rosaceae.
AUGGCGACCGAAACGCCUCCGAAUUUCUGGGGCGACAUGCCAGAGGAGGACUACUACACCUCCCAAGGCGUGCGCAACGCCAAAUCAUUCUUCCAGACCCCUAACGGCCAGAUCUUCACUCAGAGCUUCUUGCCGUUGGAUCAAACAGUCAAAGGCACUGUCUUCAUGACCCACGGCUACGGAUCCGAUACCGGCUGGCUCUUCCAGAAAAUAUGCAUCCACUACGCCACUUGGGGCUACGCCGUCUUCGCCGCCGAUCUCCUUGGCCACGGGCGAUCCGACGGCCUCCGCUGCUACCUUGGCGACAUGGAGAAAGUUGCCGCCACGUCACUCUCCUUCUUCCUCCACGUGCGCCGCAACGAAUUAUACCUCCACCUCCCUGCCUUCCUCUUCGGCGAGUCCAUGGGCGGCGCUGCCACCAUGCUCAUGUACUUCCAGUCCCCGCCCGACACGUGGACGGGCCUGAUCUUCUCCGCGCCGCUCUUCGUCAUCCCAGAGAACAUGAAGCCCAGCAAGGUCCACCUGUUCCUGUACGGCCUCCUAUUCGGGAUCGCCGACACGUGGGCGGCUAUGCCGGACAACAAGAUGGUCGGAAAAGCGAUCAAGGACCCCGCGAAGCUGAGGAUCAUAGCCUCGAAUCCCAGGAGAUACACGGGCCCACCUAGGGUGGGGACCAUGAGGGAGAUCGCGAGGGUGUGCCAGUACAUACAGGACAACUUCUCGCGCGUCACGACUCCGUUUUUGACAGUGCACGGGACGGCGGACGGGGUGACGUGUCCGUCGUCGUCGAAGCUGUUGUACGAAAAGGCAUCGAGUGUGGACAAGACCUUGAAGAUUUACGAUGGGAUGUACCAUUCCUUGAUACAAGGGGAGCCCGAUGAGAAUGCGGAGAUUGUGUUGAGGGAUAUGAGGGAGUGGAUUGACGAGAGGGUUGAGAGGUAUGGGCCCAAGUAA